Engraulis encrasicolus (European anchovy) is the source of this 2215-nucleotide messenger RNA. RefSeq names its product transmembrane protein 151B. The coding region runs from base 1 to 1824 and encodes 607 amino acids. NCBI's taxonomy places the organism in Eukaryota, Metazoa, Chordata, Actinopteri, Clupeiformes, Engraulidae. The transcript is spliced from 3 exons. The record is from RefSeq and is a predicted model, not a curated record.
AUGUUGUCUCCAGAUUUGGAAACUGAUACGACUGCGGAAGACACAUUGGCCAGCUCCCCGAAUGAGGAGGAGGACACGCCGAUGAGCCUGGAUGUUCGGGAAGAGCAGAGGCCGCUGAAGCAGUCGCUGAGCGCAUCCAUGUGCCGCGAGUCCCACUGGCGCUGCCUGCUGCUCUCCCUGCUCAUGUACAGCUGCCUGGGCGCCGUGGCCUGGUGCCAGCUGACCAGCGUCACCAAGCUCAGCUUCGACUCCUCCGCCACCUCCCUCACCGCCUCCAUCACCUCCCUGCGAGGAGGAGGAGGAGGAGGAGGAGGUGGCGCCGGAGGAGGAGGAGGAGGUGCCGGUGGAGGGGGUCGCUCCAUGAUCUACCAUGACAGCCCCUGCGCCGACGGCUACGUCUACAUCCCGCUGGCCUUCCUGAUGAUGCUCUACGCCGUCUACCUGGUGGAGUGCUGGCACUGCCAGGUGCGCGACGAGCUCCAGAGCAAGGCCGACGUGGACAGCGUGUACGAGCGGGUGCUGCGCAUGCGCCAGGCGCGGCCCUGCAUCUGGUGGAAAGCCAUCAGCUACCACUUUGUGCGCCGCACACGCCAGGUGACGCGCUACCGCAACGGCGACGCCUACACCACCACGCAGGUGUACCACGAGCGCGUCAACACGCACGUGGCCGAGGGCGAGUUCGACUACGGCCGCUGUGGCCUGCGCGACGUCUCGGCCGACCUCAAGGGCCUGGAGGGCCACGCGGCCACGCGGCUCCGCUUCACCAAGUGCUUCAGCUUCGCCGGCGCCGGGCCCGAGAACGCCUACCUCAACCAGCGCGCCCGCUUCUUCGCGGAGAUCGAGGGCCUGGACGACUACAUGGAGGCGCGGGAGGGCAUGCAGCUGAAGAAUGUGGACUUCAAGGAGCACCUGCUGGCCUACGUGGAUCUGGAGCGGCUGCCCUGGUACGCCUCCCACGUGGCCUUCUGGCUCGCCGCUCUGCUCAUGCUCUCCUGGCCCCUCCGGGUGCUCAUCGAGUACCGCACGGCCUACGUCAACUACCGCGUGGAGAAGCUCUUCGGCCUGGAGUACAGCAGCCCUUCCCUGGAGGAGGAGGAGGAGGAGGAGGCCCCCGUGCGGAACGGGACAGCAGCAGCAGGGGCCACCGCCGCCGCCGUCGUCACUUGCAGCCUUCCCAGGGCGGAGACUCUGGACAGCACGGAGCUGGAGUGGCACAUCCGCUCCAACCGGCAGCUCAUCCCCAGCUACUCGGAGGCCAUGCUGAUGAACCUGGGUGGUGGUGGUGGUGGUGGCGGUGGUGAUGGUGGUGGUGGUGGUGGCCCCACAGAGUGCCGCUCCUCCAACUGCCUGCUGAUGGACAGCCGGCCCGCGCUGAGCUAUGGCACGUUGGUGCAGGACUGCGAGCACUGCUGCCGGCUCCAGGGUAGUGGUGGUGGGGGCACGGAGGGUGGCGGGCGCACUAGACGGACAACUGUCCACAGCUCCAGCUGCUCGUCCAUCUUCUCGCGCCACGCCUUCCACUCGCGGCUGUCGCUGGACACCUCGCGCUUCUCGCUGUGCCGCAUGUACGGCUCGCAGCGCACGGUGGGUGGUGGCCUGUGGCGGAGUCGCAGCAGCACCAUGACUGAGCACUGUUGCCCCGACGAGCAGUGCUGCCGCUCCUACUCCAGUCAGCUGGUGCUCGAUGACAGCCCGCCCACUUACCGCGAUGCACGCUUCUUCCCCGUGCUCAUUGUUCAUCGGCCGGAGGGUUGCGCGGAGUCCGGCGAGGUCCGGCGGUACUAUGUGCGCCGCAGGUCUUGCUGCUUGGAAACCUCCCUUUGAUUGACACUUAUCUUAGACUGGAAUUUGACUGAAAAAAGCAAUCCCAAAGUUGGCUGGGUGAGUCCGUAAGUUCACAAAAUAUUGUAGAACUUCAUUGUGACAAGGAAGAACUGUGAGUGUGCAGACGUACACAGCGAAGGAAUUUGAGUUGUUCUGUUUCUGCCAAGGAAAUAAUAUGCCUGCUACACCAAUGGAAUCCAGACAGCCACAAUAAUCACCAAAUGCUAUUUAAUUUAAACCUAACUUGGAUUUUCUUUGUUUUGUUUGAUAGAACCAAAUGUACUUCCAAUGUGGAGCACUGUGGAGAAUAACUGGCCUCAUUUGUUAGCUUUCUCUAAGGGCUGGAUUUAUAACCAAGUAUUCAUAUCGAACAAAUAUUGAAGCAAGGGAA